CCUCCACGACUGGGACCCCUCCCCUGCGCUGGAGGUCCUCGACGCCUAUAACAACAACUUCUCCGGCCCGCUCCCACGUUGCCUCGCCAAGCUCCCCCGCCUCCGCCACCUCCACCUCGGCGGGAACUUCUUCUCCGGAGAGAUCCCGGAGUCAUACGGUGGUAUCGAGAGCCUCGAAUACCUGGGCCUUAAUGGGGACGCCCUCUCCGGCCUGGUCCCGGUGAGCUUGAGCCGGCUUACGAAUCUACGGGAGAUGUACAUCGGCUACUACAGCACGUACGAGGGCGGCAUCCCGCCGGAGUUCGGGAUGCUGGCCUCGCUGGUCCGGCUUGACAUGGCGAGCUGCAACCUCUCCGGCCCGAUUCCGCCGAGCCUCGGCCGGUUGAAGCUCCUUGACACGCUCUUCUUGCAGUGGAAUCACCUCACCGGCACGAUUCCGCCCGAGCUCGGCGGGCUCGACCGGCUCCAAUCUCUUGAUCUCUCGAUCAACGAGCUCACCGGAGAGUUGCCGGAGAGCUUCGCAGGGUUGAAGCAGCUCAAGCUCCUCAAUAUCUUCCGCAACCACCUCCGCGGCCGCAUCCCGCCCUUCAUUGCCGAUCUCCCGAAUCUUGAGGUGCUCCAGGUCUGGGAGAACAACUUCACCUUCGAACUUCCAGAAGGGCUCGGUCGGAAUGGCCGGCUCGUGAAGCUGGACGUAGCCACGAAUCGCCUUACCGCGAUGAUCCCUCCCGACCUCUGCGCUGGGGGGCGGCUCGAGCUGCUCGUUUUGAUGGAGAAUGCGUUCUUCGGACCGAUUCCAAAGAAACUCGGCGAUUGCAAGUCGCUGGCCCACGUCCGGCUCGCCAAGAACUUCUUGAACGGGACGAUCCCGGCCGGACUCUUCAAUCUACCCUCCGCCGACAUGCUCGAGCUUAGCGACAACUACCUUUCUGGCGAGCUGCCGGCGAGGAUGGCCGGGAACAAGCUCGGCAUGCUGAUCCUCUCCAAUAACUGGAUCUCUGGCCCGAUCCCGCCGGCGAUCGGGAAGCUUCGCGGGCUCCAGACCUUAUCUCUGGAGUCAAACCGGCUCUCCGGCGAGAUCCCGCCCCAGAUCGGCGAUCUGAAGCAGCUCACCAAGCUUAACCUGAGCGGCAACAACUUGGUCGGAGAAAUCCCUCCUGAUCUCGCCCGGUGCACUGGGACACUCGAGGCCGUCGAUCUCAGCCGCAACGGUCUGACCGGCGAGAUCCCGGCGGCGAUCACGGAGCUUCAGAACCUCAACACACUAAACUUAUCCAGAAACCAUCUCUCCGGCGCGAUCCCGUUGCAGAUCCAAAGGAUGCAGAGCUUGACCACCCUCGAUCUCUCCUACAACAACCUCUCGGGCGAGAUUCCGGUCGAGGGGCAGUUCUUGGCGUUCAACGAGACCUCGUUCAUUGGCAACCCCGAUCUCUGCGGUGCCCCCCUGCACGUGCCGGUGCCAUGCGGGCAGGCUCGUGGUGGGCCCCGGGCCGUGCGGGCCCGCGGGAAGCGGUUCUUCGCGUGUGUGGUGCUGCCGGUGGGGGUUAUGAUUCUGGUGGGCCUAGCGGCGCGCAAGGGAUGGAAGGCGUGGAGAGGAAAAGACCGGUCCGGCGCUUGGAAGAUGACCGCGUUCCAGCGGCUCAAUUUCACGGUCGACGACGUCACGGAGUGCUUGAAAGAAGACAACGUCAUCGGCAAAGGCAGCGCCGGGAUCGUUUACCGUGGGAACAUGCCGAGCGGCGCCGAUGUGGCGAUCAAGCGGCUGGUUGGGCGCGGCGGCGGAGAGCACGACCGGGGAUUCACGGCGGAGAUAACAACUUUAGGCCGAAUCCGGCACCGGAAUAUCGUCCGGCUGCUGGGGUUCGUGUCGAACAGGGAGACCAAUUUACUGCUGUACGUGUACAUGCCGAAUGGGAGCUUGGGGGAGAUGCUGCAUGGAAACAAAGGGGCGCAUCUGGGGUGGGAGGCGCGUUCCCGGAUUGCGGUGGAGGCGGCAAGAGGGCUGUGCUACCUCCACCACGACUGCUCGCCGCUCAUCAUCCACCGGGACGUGAAAUCAAAUAAUAUAUUGCUCGACUCCAACUUCGAAGCGCACGUCGCCGACUUCGGCCUCGCCAAGUUUCUCCAGGACCCUGGCGCGUCUGAGUACAUGUCCUCUAUUGCCGGGUCCUACGGCUACAUCGCACCGGAGUAUGCAUACACUCUUCGAGUGGAUGAGAAAAGUGAUGUCUAUAGCUUUGGUGUUGUGCUUUUGGAGCUGAUCACUGGGCGUCGACCCGUCUGCCUUGCUGCAUUCGGGGAAGGUGUUGACAUCGUGCACUGGGUUCGGAAGACAACAUCAGAGGUCACAGACAAGUCUGAUGCUGCAGCAAUCCUUUCUGUGGUUGAUCGCAGGCUCUCACCAUGCCCUCUGGAUUUAAUCAUCAAUCUGUUCAAGGUGGCGAUGCUGUGUGUGGAGGAGAAAAGUGCGGCACGCCCGACCAUGAGGGAGGUGGUCCACAUGCUCUCCAAUCCAACAGCCUCGGCAGCGACCGGUCUUCUUGCUGUCUGAAAAAAUUGUCUGAAAAUCUAGUUGUCUAAUUACUGCUAAUAAGCUAUGAGGCAUUUUGUGGGUUGUAUAUAGUUCCGUUUUCAGAUUGCGUCCUGUAUGCCAGUGUGGUCUUCUAAGGAGUCUGCCCACUUGACUCGGCUGAGUCUGUCAGCUGAUUGUUGUGAAAAUUGUAUUGUGGAAUGAUGUUGUGAUAUUUAAUGAUUGUAUACUAUCUGUGAUUGGAGGA
This is a messenger RNA of Elaeis guineensis (African oil palm), 2777 nucleotides long. RefSeq lists its product as uncharacterized. Lineage: Eukaryota; Viridiplantae; Streptophyta; Magnoliopsida; Arecales; Arecaceae. Gene Ontology annotation, biological process: protein phosphorylation. The record is from RefSeq and is a predicted model, not a curated record. Gene Ontology annotation, molecular function: ATP binding; protein kinase activity; receptor serine/threonine kinase binding.